Tuber melanosporum (Perigord truffle) is the source of this 2867-nucleotide messenger RNA. RefSeq lists its product as uncharacterized. The record is from RefSeq and is a predicted model, not a curated record. The transcript is spliced from 13 exons. Lineage: Eukaryota; Fungi; Ascomycota; Pezizomycetes; Pezizales; Tuberaceae. Gene Ontology annotation, biological process: carbohydrate metabolic process. The coding region runs from base 196 to 2517 and encodes 773 amino acids.
UCCGUCUUCAUUUAUUGGAGUUAUCGUGCCGUAUCUCGAGUACUCGUACAGUACAGUAUCCCUUAUCGCCCUACCUUUAAGCCUCACUUCCUCCCUCUCUCCCUCUUUAGGGAACUAAAGAGCCUCAUACAAACGUUUGUCGCCUGAUCGUACGCCUUUUAUUUGAACCUUUUUUCCUGGGGAAUAAAAUAAAUCAUGGCUUCCAAGGGCGUCGUGAAGCCGGUGGCUUUACCAACCCCGAUAUCUGCCUCGUCGGGGGGUAAAGCUACCUCUUCUGUUGUUGGUAAGGGUGGUGGGGCCGGGGGUGGGAGUGCGGAGAGUGAGGCUUCGGAAGAAGCUUCUGGAGCUAAGGAUAAGUUGGAAUUGAAACCUAAUCAGCUAUUGAAGAGUCAGAGUCCUUAUGUUCGUGGACAUGCGUAUAAUCCAGUUCGGUGGCAGCUGUGGAAUGAGGAGACGCUGGAGCUUGCGAAGAAGAAUAACAGGAUUGUGUUUGUUAGUAUUGGGUAUGCGGCUUGUCAUUGUGAGUACACGAUCGUUAUGGAACGUGAGAGCUUUGAAAACGAAGAGAUCGCUAGGAUUUUGAACGAGAACUUUAUCCCCAUAAAGAUCGACAGAGAGGAGAGGCCGGAUAUCGACCGUAUCUAUAUGAACUUUGUACAAGCAACGACAGGAUCAGGUGGUUGGCCGCUCAAUGUCUUCCUCACCCCAGAUCUCCAACCGGUGUUCGGUGGGACUUAUUGGCCAGGCCCAAGUGCGGUCGGCGGGAUGAAAGAUCAGCUUGGGUUUCUGGAAGUGCUUAGGAAGAUUGCAAACGUAUGGAAGGAACAACACGAACGAUGCGUAGCAUCUGCAUCCGAUAUCCUGAACCAAUUGAAAGAAUUCACAGACGAAGGGCUUAAAGGAACGGGGGGUGAGCCGGGCGAUGGGUUAGAGUUGGACUUGCUUGAGGAAGCCUACCAGCACUUUAUGGCUCGCUAUGACCCGCUGUAUGGUGGGUUUGGAAACGCGCCCAAGUUCCCUACUCCUGUUAACCUGGCCUUCUUGUUGCGUCUGGGAACCUUCCCUGCGACUGUUCAAGAUAUUGUGGGCGAAAUGGAAUGUGAGAAUGCAAAGUCGAUGGUCAUUGAUACGCUUCAAGGCAUGGCGAAAGGUGGAAUACAUGAUCAUAUAGGCCACGGGUUUUCUCGGUACUCAGUUACUGCAAAUUGGAACUUGCCCCACUUUGAGAAAAUGCUCUACGACCAGGCGCAGCUUCUCAGCAUUUAUAUCGAUGCUUGGCUGGUAACAAAGUCGCCGGCAAUGCUCGAGGCGGCGAAUGAUAUCGCAGAGUAUAUGUGUUUGGAUGCGUUAAAGAGCCCGGAUGGUGCUUUCUAUUCGUCAGAGGAUGCGGACUCACUUUAUAGAAAGGCGGAUACUGAGAAACGAGAAGGGGCAUUUUAUGUCUGGACAAGAAAAGAAUUUGAUGUUAUGCUUGGAGAACAGGAUGCGUCGAUUUGCGCCAGGUAUUGGAAUGUGCACAGAGACGGCAAUGUAGAUCCAGCCAAUGACCCACACGACGAAUUUAUUGCACAGAAUGUGCUAUCUGUCGCUUCAACGCCCGAGAAGUUGAGCAAAAUGUAUGGCAUGAGUGCUGAGAGAAUCACCAACAUUAUCAGUUCUGCUCGCCAAAAGCUCCUUCAGCAUCGUUUGAAGGAAAGACCUCGACCAAACCUCGAUGACAAGAUUGUUACUACUCAAUUGUAUAAAAAGAAUGCAGAGGAGGCAAUAUCUUUUAUCCGGAAGAAUUUGUAUGAUGAGAAGACAGGAAUUUUGAAGAGAGUUUAUAGGGAUGGUCCAGGGGAAGCUGACGGGUUUGCUGAUGAUUACGCAUUCUUGAUAUCCGGUUUGCUGUGCAUGUAUGAGGCGACAUUCGAUGUGGAGUAUUUGCAAUGGGCGGAUGCCUUGCAGCAGAAGCAGAUCGAUGCCUUCUGGGAUGCGGAGAAUGGGGGAUUCUUUUCAACCUCUGAAGGGGCAUCCGACUUGAUCUUGAGGUUGAAAGACGGUCUUGACUCACAAGAACCCUCAACAAACGGAGUAUCCGCAAACAACUUGUUCCGACUGGGAACCCUACUCGGCGAUCCAAAAUUAGAGGAAUACGCCCAGCAAACAUGCUCCGCAUUUUCAACCGAAUUACUCCAACAUCCGUUCUUGUUUUCCUCUCUCAUGCCCGCCAUUGUGGCGUCAAACUUGGGGAUGCGCUCAGUCGUACUUGCUGGGGACCCUAAGGACCCCACUAUAGAAAAACACCUCAAGAGACUUCGGUCAAAGCUUCUCACUAACACUACGCUUGUGCAGCUCGAUCCGGCCAGGGGGGACUCGUUGGAUUGGUUGCUGAGCAGAAAUAAGCUCCACAAGGAACUGUUAAAUGUUGCCGCCAAAGGCAGCGGAAAACCAGUUGUUCAAGUAUGCGAGGGGACGAAAUGCCUGGAUGCCUUUGACAUGGGUGAUAUUGAGAGUGUGCUUGAGGAAUUGGGUUAAACUUAUUACUUUUUUAACUUUUUUUUAUUCACCUUCACCACCUAUAUCUUCUGCUUCAACAAGGGCAGUCCCUUGCUAAAUUCCCUAAAUUAUGGUUGAAACGCUUAAUGCUUUACUCUUAUCGCUUGUUUGCGGGGCCUUUUCUUUUUUUUCUCUCCUAUCUUGUUCCGGCUUCUUGUUGGGUUAGUGAAAUGGUGUUAGGGUAGGGGAGGGGUAGGAGCCACUCUUAUGGCGCUUGAGUUCAUUUACAAUAUCUACCAAUUCAUGAUGUGAGAUGAUGGGCUGGUGCUCCAAGUAUUGUGGGUUAGGCUAGUUUACUGCGUAAUUGAAGCAAUCCAUUUUCAUUGGAA